This is a messenger RNA of Penicillium malachiteum, 468 nucleotides long. RefSeq lists its product as uncharacterized. Lineage: Eukaryota; Fungi; Ascomycota; Eurotiomycetes; Eurotiales; Aspergillaceae. The transcript has a single exon. The record is from RefSeq and is a predicted model, not a curated record. The coding region runs from base 1 to 468 and encodes 155 amino acids.
AUGCACUCGUCCCUCUCCAUCGGUGCGGUGUUCGCCCUUUGUAGACAAGUCUAUUCCCAAGACGCAUUGGGGGACGACUACAUCCAACAAGUCGAGACAUCAGGACCAUUUCUGUAUCUGGGUAUCAAAGGCCCCAUCCCCUCCUUUCAGGACGAAACCCACCAGUCAAACCAGGUCUGGAGCCUUGCUCCUGCCGGGGAGAGCCUCGUGACGAUUCAGAACACGAAUACCGGAGACUAUAUCAAUUGUGGAACUUCACCUGAGGGUAGGUGCGAACUUCAAGAGGAAGGCCAGGUUUUCCAGGAGGAGCGGAAAUCUGAGGACCAUGAUAUUUAUGGAUUUGUUGACCAGUCGAGCUCCAAGGUUCUUGUUCUCACGGAGGAUGGGGCUCUUUCCAUUGUUGAGCAGUCGGAUUCUACUAAACCUGAACUGUCGGAUUUCUUGUUGACACAGGCGCAGUGUAAGUGA